UGCCCACGGUGAGGCACGUGCGCCAGAAAGUUGCCCCUCUCCGGCACACUUCCGGCAGGAAAUCGAGUCCGGGAGGGCGGGGGUGUCGGCCUUUGGGUCGCCAUGGCUACCGAGCCCGCAGCCGCUGCGGAGUCCGCUGUGCCGUCGCUCGUGGAUCGUUACUUUACUCGCUGGUACAAAGCGGAUGUCAAAGGAAAGCCCUGUGAGGACCACUGUAUAUUACAGCAUUCUAACCGAAUCUGUGUCAUCACACUCGCAGGAUCUCAUCCAGUUCUUCAAAGUGGAAAAACAAUCAAAAGCAUUUCCUAUCAAAUCAGUACCAACUGUAGCAGACUUCAGAACAAGGUUUCUGGGAAGUUUAAGCGGGGGGCACAGUUUCUGACAGAACUGGCACCCCUGUGUAAGAUUUACUGCUCAGAUGGAGAAGAAUAUACCAUAUCCAGUUGUGUUAGAGGUCGGCUGAUGGAAGUGAAUGAAAACAUCCUCCACGAGCCGUCUAUUCUUCAAGAGAAGCCAUCCACCGAAGGCUACAUUGCAGUUGUGCUGCCCAAAUUUGAAGAAAGUAAAAGCAUUACAGAAGGAUUGUUGACCCAAGAACAGUAUGAAGAAGUACUGGGGAACCGCAUUAAUGCCACCAUGGCCACAUCAUGAGGACUGACGGGACCCUCACUGCUGCCUGGCCCAGGGGAACCGAGCGCUGCAGAGCCAGCAGACAGACAGCGAAUUUCACUCCAACUGCAGGGCCGCCGUCCGCAGGGCUGCCUGCACUUGGCCUUUUCUUCCUUUACCUUGUGUAAUGGCUGCCCGUUGUCUUCAGCUUCCCAGAUCUGCCCUGCCCACGAAUUCAUUCUCUUAUUUUGCUGCUCUCUAACUGGCAAGCGAGGGCUGUAAUUCUGAUUCAAAACAAAGCACUUUGAAGAAAUUUAGGAAAAUGUCAAAUAGGAAAGUAAAAUAAUUUACUCAUCCUACAAUCUGGAAGUAAAUACGAUUUUGGCAUAUUUCUAUGUAAACACUGGGGCAUGGUUACUGUUCUUGCCUCAGUGUUCCAUUUGUUGGAAGUUUCUGUAAACUCUAGCUGGCCCAUCUUAGCCAGUCUGUUUCCGUGUGACACUCCCACAGUCAGUCCCACCCUUUCUGCCCCAGCUUGUCUCCUUAUGGGUUGUGGGGAAGAGGCUGAGAAAAUACCUUCUCUACUUCCAUGCCCCUGGGGUGGCCUUCUUUGAGAUAAAGCGUGUGGCUUCUCAGAGACACCGGAAAGACUAUGAAAAGCACAAAGGUUCGCCUGACAAUAGGAAUGUUAGAAUGCAGCAUUAAACUGGUUUUACACUCCAGCGACAGGGUAACGAGCAAAGAAGUUACUAAGAAGUUGCUAUAAAUUCAAAUACAUCGAUGCCUUCAAAUGGAACAAAAGCUUUCUCAUCAUUUAAAUAUAGCAGAAGACUAUGAAUUUAUAGUUUGACUAUAAACUUAAUUUACACUGAAUUUCAAAUAACAGACUUAAAAUUUAUUUUAGGAAUGUCAACACAUUAAAUAUGCUUCAAAAUAAUAUUUAAUGCAGUAGAAGUCACUUGCAUAAAUUCCUUUGGUUCUCUAUCCACUUUUGCUUUGAGGUCCUAAGUUUUUCUGUCCUUACCACCACUGGUACUUAAAUAAGGGAAUAUUCUCAUUUUGGGUAUAUGAAAAUGUACUGUAGAUAAAAUUUUUAAGUUACUUCUGAUUCACAAGAAACUUACUAACUUAAAUGCCAACAAGACUGUGGCCUAAAUAUACUCACCAGACAUGAUACAGGUAGUAAUUCUACAAGCAUCUAUACAGCACUACGUAACCAUGAAUGAUUCCCAGACAUGUCAUAAAACAAAAAUACUAAAGAUAGUAAAAGAAAAGCAGGUCUGUUUUACAUAUAGCAUUACCUCACAUCAUUUCCCCAAUAUUUCUGUUGUAAUUUAAAAGAAUAGUUUCAGGGAACAAAAACCAUGCUUGAUGAUUUUGACUGUUUAAAGAAGUGCAGAGGUCACUAAGGAGAUGCACAUCCCACUUGUGGCCUGAUGCUUUCAGUGUGUCUACUCUAGUUCAAUGAAACAUUGCCUAGGUAGGUGGUAGUAAUGUUCUUCAGGACCUGGUGACCACUUGACAAUUGACCCACAUAAUGAUCAUCAAGCAAGCUUGCAUAUCACUGCUGCCAUUUGGCAAAUGACAUAUCCCAUAGGUUUCAAAGUUCUGAAAUAUAAAUACUCGCAUCCAAAACAGAGUUUACUGUAUUAUAAGGACAGACCUGUAAGUCAGAUCCUAUCAAAAUCCACCACACAAAAACGUGUUCAAUCCUAAAAUUAAAAGUUACUGCUUUAUAAUGAACUUUCCAAAUGCAAUUAUUAAAAAAGUAUGAUUAUUAUGAUUUUAUUUUAGGGCCUCCCUGGGGGCCUAGGGGUUAAGUCUCAGCACUCACUACAAUGGACAGAGUUGGAGCCCCAGGCAGGGAGGCGAAGCACAUGACAGCAGACCUCGCCCAUCUUGCCCACUGCUCCCCUCAGCAGUGUAUUUCAGUAGAUCUGUCUGUUCUGUUC
This is a messenger RNA of Condylura cristata (star-nosed mole), 2561 nucleotides long. It is a transcript of the gene ABITRAM, whose product is annotated as family with sequence similarity 206, member A. The record is from RefSeq and is a predicted model, not a curated record. Gene Ontology annotation, molecular function: actin filament binding; actin monomer binding. NCBI's taxonomy places the organism in Eukaryota, Metazoa, Chordata, Mammalia, Eulipotyphla, Talpidae. The transcript has 6 exons. Gene Ontology annotation, biological process: regulation of filopodium assembly; regulation of actin filament polymerization; dendrite morphogenesis. Bases 103 to 651 code for a protein of 182 amino acids. Gene Ontology annotation, cellular component: lamellipodium; nucleus; dendrite.